This is a messenger RNA of Dryobates pubescens (Downy woodpecker), 4164 nucleotides long. It is a transcript of the gene SRF, whose product is annotated as serum response factor. NCBI's taxonomy places the organism in Eukaryota, Metazoa, Chordata, Aves, Piciformes, Picidae. Gene Ontology annotation, molecular function: RNA polymerase II cis-regulatory region sequence-specific DNA binding; protein dimerization activity; DNA-binding transcription factor activity, RNA polymerase II-specific. The coding region runs from base 123 to 1586 and encodes 487 amino acids. The transcript has 7 exons. Gene Ontology annotation, biological process: positive regulation of transcription by RNA polymerase II. The record is from RefSeq and is a predicted model, not a curated record.
CUUUAUAUGGGGGCGGCGCGGUGCGGCGGGGGCGGUGGUGGAGCGGGGCCGUGAGCGCGGAGCGGGCGGCGGGGCCAUGGCAGGGCCGGCCUGACCCGACCCGACCCGCGCUCGCCGCCGCGAUGUUGCCGAGCCAGGCCGGGGCCGGGAACGGCGGCGGCGCUGCUGCCGCUGCCGCCGCGCUGGCCCGUGGCUCGGGGCUGGGUCGGUCGCCGGUACCGCGUGGGGCGAACGGCGGCGGGGCGGCGGCAGGACCGCCCGGUGGCCGUCUGGAGCGGGAGGCACUGUACAGCGGCAGCGAGGGCGACUCGGAGUCGGCGGAGGAGGAGGAGCUGGGCGGCGAGCGGCGCGGCGUGAAGCGGGGCCUGGCCGAGGCGGCGGCGGCGGGGCCCGCGGCAGGAGCGGCGGCGGCUGCCUAUAGCGGCGGCGUCGGCGGGGGCAGCGGGGCCGUGAGCGGCGCCAAGCCUGGAAAGAAGACGCGGGGUCGGGUGAAGAUCAAGAUGGAAUUCAUUGACAACAAGCUACGGCGCUACACCACCUUCAGCAAGAGAAAGACCGGCAUCAUGAAGAAGGCCUACGAGCUCUCCACGCUGACAGGCACCCAAGUCCUGCUGCUGGUGGCCAGCGAGACGGGCCACGUGUACACGUUUGCCACGCGGAAGCUGCAGCCCAUGAUCACCAGCGAGACGGGGAAGGCGCUGAUCCAAACCUGCCUCAACUCCCCCGACUCGCCGCCGCGCUCCGACCCCACCACCGACCAGCGCAUGAGCGCCACGGGCUUUGAGGAGACCGACCUCACCUACCAGGUGUCGGAGUCGGACAGCAGCGGGGAGACCAAGGACACGCUGAAACCUGCCUUCACUGUCACCAACCUGCCGGGGACGACGUCCACCAUCCAGACAGCCCCCACCACCUCCACCUCCAUGCAGGUCAGCAGCGGCCCGUCCUUCCCCAUCACUAACUACCUGGCACCAGUGUCUGCCAGCAUCAGCCCCAAUGCCGUCACCAGUGCCAACGGGACAGUGCUGAAGACCACUGGAGCCAGUGCAGUGACGUCGGGGGGCCUCAUGCCCAUACCCACAGGCUUCACCCUCAUGUCAGGUGGUACCAUGGCUCAGCAGGUUCCAGUCCAGGCUAUCCAGGUGCAUCAGGCACCGCAGCAAGCAUCUCCCUCUAGUGACAGCAGCACUGACCUUACCCAGACCUCUUCCAGCGGAACAGUGACCCUCCCAGCGACCAUCAUGACGUCGUCUGUGCCAACCACUGGGGGUGGCCACAUGAUGUACCCCAGCCCACACGCGGUGAUGUACGCGCCCACAUCUGGCCUUGCAGACAGUGGACUUGCAGUCCUCAACGCUUUCUCACAGGCACCUUCAGCGAUGCAGGUGUCCCACAGCCAGGUCCAGGAUCAGGGUGGCGUCCCCCAAGUGUUCCUGACAGCCCCAUCAGGCACCGUUCAAAUCCCAGUCUCAGCUGUUCAGCUUCACCAGAUGGCUGUCAUUGGGCAGCAGAGCAGCAGUGGCAGCAGCCUGACAGAGCUGCAGGUGGUCAACUUGGAGACCUCGCACAGCGCCAAGAGUGACUGAGAGGCCUCUGCUGCCGGCCUUGUGCCUGCCCCUGGCUCCUCAGGCCAGGGCUGGCAGCAGCAAUUCCUUCUCGUACAGACUGCACCGAUUAUUUAUUGUUGCCUUUUCACGUUUCCUUCAUCCACACAUGCACCCACACACACACAGACAUGCACCCACACACACACACACACAGGCAUGCGCGUGGGGCCGCAGGACCCGCCUGGGGCAGAACUGUGCUGGGGCCGUGCAGGGCUUUGGGGGUGUUUGGAUGCUGCUGUGCUUGUCUCACGCCAGCCAAAGAACCUUUGUCUCUCGAGGGGAGGGUCGCUCUGCGCUGUAAAUAAAUACUAUGGGCUGUUCCCAGCUGGAGGCUCUGGCUCCUUCUGGGCUCUCUGAGUCGCCUUGCCCAUGAAGUGUUCGCUCGGCGUGGGGCUCAGCCCUAGAGCCCGUCCUGUGGGUGCAACUCAGAGUGGAGCAGGCCGAGGCUGUGCUGCUGGCCUCAGCAAUGUGCCUUUGUUGGGGGGGGUGACACGUUCUGGCUGCAGCAACUCGCCCUGGGCUCUGGACAGGGGAGAGUGGCCACCUUGCAUGCGCAUCUCUGGCUGGGCCUGCGCACCCUCCCUCCAGAGGGCAGGGCAGGGCACGGCCUGUGGCAUGUGCCUGGCAGCACGUGGCCCCAUCCUCCUUGUAUGCACUACAGUGAGCCCUCUGCCCUCAGUGCCUCCUUGCUGGGCUGCCCGGCAGAUUUGCAGCCUGACUGGUUCUGCCCUGGUGGCUGCCCUUGCACAGCUGAGGUGGUUGGUGGGUGCCCAGGGGUACAGCGAUGGCCCUGUAGAGCUCACAGGGGGCUCUGUGGCCAGCUCAGCCCACACUCUCCUCUCAGCCCUCACACUGCUUGCAGACUCCAUACACUCAGGGGAAUGUGGCCAGGUCUUUCUGACGUCCCCCUGCAGCUCCAGCCAACGCUUUCUAAACUUCUGUCUGAUGCAAGGUGGAGAAACGACUAAGUGUCAAAGGGAAGAAGAGCCCAUGGAGCACUGAGCUGCUGGACAGGUGGCAGGCUCUUCCUCUGAGCACCAGAGUGGCUUGUAGGCCAUCCUUGUGUGGCAGAGGAGCAGCUGUGAUUCCUGUGCAGGCUCAGCAAGGCCAGGGCAGAAGGGCUGGAGCGUGCCUGGUCCUGCACAGGAGUUGUUGUGAACGGCUCUGCUACAUAGUCCUAUCCCUGGAAGGAGAGUGAGCAAGUGAGAGAAGCUGCUGAGUCCUUAGGGGAAGAAGCAGCUACUGUAACUUUUUCUUUCUUUUUUUUUUUUUUUUAAGUUAAAAGACAAAAGAAGCCUUGGAGAAAAAAGGAAAAAAGGAAAAAAAAAAAAGGAAAAAAAAAAAAAAGAAAAUUACUUUAUUUUUCUAAAUGUUAAACUCAGUAUUUAUGUAAUUCUUUAAGGAAUAAAAGUUUGGCUCCUGUACAGUUUUCACGGGGUUUGUACCAGGGGGAUGGGAGAGGGGUGGGUGGGCAUGGAGGCAGGAAAGGGGCCUUGCUUUUGACUUUGUAUUGUAACCUUGGACAUGUUUCCUCAGCAUUAGCGUUUAAGCUGCGCUCUCCACCCACCAGCAUGUGCCAGGGAUCGAGCUGACUCCACUGGGAUGCUUGUUCCCUGCUUACCUGUGCCGAGAACUCCAUACCCAUUGUCUGGGGCUUAGCGGGCAGCAGGCAAGUGAAGCAGUCUCUAGAAGUGGGGGAAGUCAUCCCUCAGGAGCAAGGGCCUUGCAGUGUGCCCGGGAGCCAGAGAUGGGCUGCGUUUUCUGGUGGCUUCCCUGUUCACCUCUGGUCCUUGGACCUGUGGCUGUUGUGUCACUGCUUUUGCUGUGGAGCAGCUGUAACUGCCUAAGGGAUAUGGGCAUCCCCACUCCUCCCUGGGUUGUGAGUGGCCAGCAGUGGCUGAUCCCCCGCUCAUCCUGCUCACUGUGCGGGUAGCAGCAUCUCCUGAGCUCGCUGAUGAUCUGGGCUGUAGUUCCCACUCUACAGCUCUUCCUUGGUGCACAGAUGCAGGCAUGUCCCCUGCAAGUUCCCUGUGCAAAGAGCUGACAGAAUGGUCUUUCAGCCUUCAAAACUGUUAAGCCCUUGUGGAGAGUGGGGUGGCCCAUCUGGUGAGAGUGACAUUGCAUGCCGCCUCCCUUUAGCAUCCUUGCUCUAAGAGUGAUGUGUUACCCUGCAGCUCGGAGCAUGUGGGAGUGCUGUGCCGUGCCCCAUUGCUUAGGUGUAUGAAAGCUGCUCAGUGAUGCUUCCAAAACAGGGCUGUGGGUACCUAGGAGUUCACCCCGGGAGAAGGAUGGGGUUGGGAUUUGCAUUGUUCUUUGCCACCGGCCUGGCUUUGCUCCGCUUGGCUUGUGUGCCAGCACGGUGGAGCAGAGCUGCUCGGGGCCAGGAGGGCAGGAGCGCCCCUGCUGCUAUCGGGUGCCCGACUGCAUUUUCCUUCCCUCGGCUCCCCCCAGAGGCGAAACUGCUGGUUAAACGCUAAUGGUGUUAUUUUAUUUAAGUGCAGAACUUGUAAGAACACUUGUGUAUCAGGGAUGAAAUGGCAUUUAUUGUGUGGUGACA